UUCUGUGUGGCCGGGGCCAUGGCAGCGGCGGCUGUGGCAGCGGACACGGUCCCGGGGGCACCGGGGUCGGGAGGCGCGGUCCCAGGAUUACCGAGCGCGCGGCCGCUGUCGGGCACGGCACGCCGCCUGCACCGCGCGCUGAACGCGCUGUUGAGCGAGAGGGAACGCGAGCGCUUCAUCUGCUGCCUGAACGGUUACCGGCGCCGCCGCAACGUGUACGAGCUGGUGCUCGGCCUCGGCCGGCUGCUCGACACCUCCCGCAAGCGGCAGCUGCUGCCUCUUCUCCGCCUCGUCAUUCCCCGCUCUGACCAGCUCCUCUUCGACCAGUACACCGCUGAGGGAGCCCAUCCCAUCUGGCCGGCCGGCACGCCCGUGAGUCCAGUGGAUUCUCCAGUUUGUGGCCCAGGACAUGUCAACUUCAGCACCGAUCAAUGGAUAGCUCCCCUCUAUCAAACCUGGGCGACGAAGGAAAACUGUGGAGAAAUCAGGCAGGUGACACUGAAAAGAAAUAAAACUCACGAGGGUUUGGGCUUCAGUAUCCGAGGUGGCUCAGAACAUGGGGUCGGGAUCUAUGUGUCUCUUGUUGAACAAGGCUCCUUGGCCGAAAAAGAAGGACUUCGGGUAGGCGAUCAGAUUCUCCGAGUGAACGACAAGGUGUUUGAUAAAGUUACUCAUGCAGAAGCUGUGAAGGUGCUGAAAGGAGCCAAAAAGCUGAUUGUGUGUGUGAGUUCAGUUGGCCGUAUCCCAGGAGGCUAUGUUACCAAUCAUGUGUACACAUGGGUGGAUCCCCUGGGUCGAAGUGUUUCACCUCCACCCGCCCUUCUUGGACACAAGAGUAAUCUGAGUUGGGAAAAUGAAAGUGAAAGGAGGAGCCAUCUUCAGUUGCUCCGAGAUGGAGAUGAGAAGAAGGUGAACCUUGUGCUGGAAGAUGGCAGGUCCCUGGGCUUGAUGGUGCGAGGUGGUGCAGAGUAUGCCCUGGGAAUUUACAUUACCGGUGUGGACCAGGGAUCUGUAGCAGAAGCCUCUGGCUUGAAGGUUGGAGACCAGAUCAUAGAGGUGAAUGGAAGGAGUUUUCUCAAUAUUCCCCAUGAUGAAGCUGUGAAAAUCCUCAAGUCAUCUCACCACCUCAUGUUGACGGUAAAGGAUGUUGGGAGGUUGCCCCAUGCCCGUACUGUGGUGGACGAGACCAACUGGAUCAGUGGCCCAGAAAUGAAUAAGACUGCUGGAAAAGGGGUUACCACAGAAGGCACUGGGCAGGCUGCUGUAAAGCCAAUAUUUUACAAGAGUUUGGCGGGGUCGCAGGUCAUGUUGAGCAGCUUGGUGAACCAAGCCCGGGCCAUGCUGGAUGAACAGGCUCGCCAUCUACUGAAUGAGCAGGAGCAAGCCACGAUGGCCUAUUAUCUUAAUGAAUACACCGAGAGUAACAUAAGUGUUCAGGCAUUGGUAAUGGCCCUCUUUGAGCUUCUGAAUACCCACGCAAAGUUCUCCCUGCUGUCAGAAGUCCGAAGUAUAAUUACUCCUCAGGACUUGGAUAGAUUUGAUAGCAUGGUACUGAGGCGUGAGAUUGAGUCGAUGAAAACUCGACAGAACUCCAGCAUCGGAACAGAUUCCUACUCUGCCAUGUCCUAUGGAGAGACAGCUUCAUCUUCCAGCAGUUACUAUACAUCUACCACCCUCAGUUCUGCCAGGAAUGACACAGAUCUCAUGGCGACCGGCACCCAGGUGCAGGGAGAUGCUGGAAGUUUGCCUGAUAUCUCUCUGGACAAUGUGCAGUUAUUUACUGAGAAUUCAUCUGACUUGAUAUCUGCUCCACCAGAGUCUCCCAACCCUGCCUUUCCACAGACGAUCAGGGACGCACCAAACUGGAGCUCCUCAGAGUCGUCGCAUUCUGGCCUCUUCUUCGUAGCUCCUCGAAGCCCUUCAUUAACCACUACAAAUAUUGACAGCGAUGCCACAAGUGACCGUACAUCCCUCACCUCAUCCUCUGUCAUUUCAUUGGAUGAGUCUAUUUGUGUGACCCAACCUAAAGACGUGAAAACACCGAGCCCGGGGAAUGAUAUGCUGCCACAACUUGCUCACGUCACCCAGCACCUCAUUGGGCCCUUCCCCAGAGUCAGGUCUCCAGCCCAGCUGCCAUCACUUUCAGGGUCUGCAUCGCCACCUCCUAUGUCUCGUCCCGGCUCAACAGACAAGUCAGAAUCACAGUUAGCAGCAACCAAUCAGCACUUUGUCAUGGUGGAGGUGCAUCAAGCCAACAGUGAACCUGAUGUCAAUGAAGUUCGAACGUUACCCCACUCCCGAGCAGCCGCAGCCUUGUGCCAGUUAUCUGACACUGGACAGACCCUCAGCGAGGACAGUGGGGUCGAUGUUGCUGAAGUGACAGGCAAUGGUAAAGACGCAAGUCUGGUUGCUGCAAGCAGCAAAGUCACCAGUGACCUGGCGAGGAACAGGAGCGACGCAGAGGGCCUCUCCAAACCACCUGGCCUCCUAGAGCCAACCUCGGUCCUAGUGAGGGUCCCCAAGAGUGCACCCACCCUGGGCAUUGCCAUUGAAGGAGGGGCAAACACACGGCAGCCUCUGCCCCGCAUUGUUACCAUUCAGAGGGGAGGAUCAGCACAUAACUGUGGAAAGCUGAAAGUUGGCCACGUGAUUUUGGAGGUUAACGGACUGCCACUUCAAGGAAAGGAACAUAAAGAAGCAGCAAGACGUAUUGCAGAAGCAUUUAAAACCAAGGACAGGAACUGGAUUGAUCUCCUGGUAACUGAGUUUAAUGUUGCCCUUUAGGAACUCCUGCCGCUACCCCUCACUGUGGCCCCAAGUUCUACAACUGUGAAAAAGUACCUAAUGUCAGCAACAAUACAACAUCUGUCCCCCAGUCCAUCCAGUCUGCUCACCAGAGUUAACAGCUGAUCCCAACUCUGCCUGUCAGCAAAACCCUCUUUAUGGCUUGGCACUUAGAUCUCACUUUUGAAAGUGAUGUCCGGAUACAACAGCUGAAUAUCUUUAUUUAUUGAAGAAGUAUUGUGGUCACUGAUGUAACCUAAUUCUGCAUAUUAACCUAAGUGAGUUAAUGUUCCAGAGUAAUUCCCAUUUGGCCUGGGAGAGGGGUUUCUGGCAGAACGGGACAAAUAUUUGUGAGAAUGCGUCCAUGCUGUGUCAGAGAGCUGACGAGUAGCUAUGCUGUACCACUGUCAUUGUCAGAGUGGGUGUGCUGUCCAUCAGAGAUUUAUUGUUGCCACAGUAUUUACCCAAACACCAGGAAUGCUGGCAAUUAAAGAUGAAUGUCCUGUACAAAUGUUGUCGGAGCAUUGGAAGAACUUGCCGCAUUCUAUAACAGCUUGAGCUUCGCAUCAGUAGCACAGCAGAAGAGAAUAGUUCAAACUACGGCCAGAUUGCUGGAGAUUACCCCAUCAUUGCGAGGACCACUCCAAGAUCAGAUUGAUUGUCUCAAGAUGCUGAUAGCUAUGGACGGUGGGAGGAAGUUUCAGGCUAACCCUCUCCACACUCACAUCAGUGUGUAUCUGCAGAGUGGCUGUGUGUUGUCUCUCUGGGAAGUAGAAGGCAGAUGGUUUCUCAUCCAACCUCACUCAGUGUGGUUUAGUGCAGUCAGGUCUGACUUUAUCCCUGACCUGUCUGUCCGUCUCUGCCUGGGCCGUCUUCAACCUAGCAGUGUGAACACUGAAUUCUCAAACUAUCCGUAACCAAUCCCUCUCUUCUUUCUUUUUCUCCCCCUCUGAUCCAACUGUCCCCCAUCACUCACUCUUUUCCCAUUGGUUCCAUUCCCCCUUCACACCUCUCCAAUGGGAUUCCACCUUUUUCAGCCCCCUGACACGUCCACCUAUCACCUCUCAGCUUCUUACAUCAUUUGCACUCUCCCCCUGCCUCACCUGGAUCCACCCAUCCUCUGCCAGGUCCUUCCCCCAAUGCUUGACACCAUCUUCUCUCUGUCAUUCUGUCCAGGUGAAGCAUUUUGAUCCACAAUAUAAUUAUCCAUCUCUCCCAACAGAUGUUGCCUGACCGGCUGAACUCCCUCAGCAGUUCAUGUGGUGCCAGGUAUUUAUGUGGAGACCUGCUUCCACCUAGUGGCAGGUGGAUGAGUUGCAGUUUAUUUUAUUAAGUGGGGAUAAGGGUGUCAGUAAGGGUCGGCAGCUGAAUCCAGCGAGUAAACACGAUGGGAAAGCUGGAUAAGUGGCCGUUCCCUGCCCUCUCCCCAGAGCCAGGUAACUUCUGUCUCAUGCCUGCAAUGCACACACCAGCACCUGACUCUUGCCCAGCCCAUCUGUGAAGCCUCAGUGUGUCAGACUGCUGGGUCUGACCCUAUGCCUUGCUAACCCUUCACGAGCAGGUCCAGUCAAACAUGUUUUACAGCGGUUCCACAUAUUGUUCAGAAUCAAACCGGUGUAACAGCAUAAAAGUAGUUGUUACAUCACCCAGGAUAGUUCAUUGGAUGCCGUUGUGAUAACAAAAAAUCCCGAGUUUGCAAUCUGUUGUGAUGAAUUCUGUCUCUUUAUUUAUUGUGUGUUUUAUUUUGUUAACCUGGAGAGUAGCGUUGGGACACAGGCUGCCUCUCGAGUUGAGAUUUGACCUUAUAAAUACCUUCCGUAUGACUCCUCACAGAAUAGCUCUGGUUCCAUGAUGAGACUCGUAGACUCGUGUUCAAAUGUUUCCCUAGAUAUUUACCCGGGCUUUGGCUCUGCACUCUUUGGUUUGUCCUGAGUUGGGACUGGAGAUGCUUCUCCCAGAGAUCUGACUGGCUGGAAUAGUACAGCUUUCUUCCCCAUCAGUGCAAAGCCCACAGGCUGUUGAGCACAGGGGUCUCACAACAACAAUGGUCACUAGAUUCUUGAGAUUUCCACCCUUUGUCCUAUUCGAGGAAUACUGUUUCCAGUGCCAUCCCACAGUAGUUCAGCAUACCCCGGUCCAAACAGCUAUUUCAUUCCACGCAAAUUCCUGAUGGGGGAGGACUAUGGUGGGGUUUCAGAGGAGUGGGUCCUGGAAUUAUCUCUUGUGAAAUAAAAUGCCAAAUGAUGACUGCUUAACAAAUUCCGCAUGGCUGAGAAAGUGAACCAGCAUUUCCCUGCCUGAGCUCUCCGCUUGUUGCUUCUAUUUUUCUCCCCAUUGUUUUGGUAGCUGGAUCGUGCAGUGAGUUCUCUGCCGUUCGCUGACCGUCAUCAUUGCCUCUAAUGCAGCACUGGUAUCCUUGUGUUUAGAGUCUGAUGAUCUCUUAUGGCUUCUGAACAAUGUGAGUCUAUGUCCGUGAUACCUGUACAGUUUAUUACCUAACCUUGUAAAUUGCUUUCAACCUCAUUACAGUAUUUGUACCAGAUUUGUGCUUUACAUUUUCCAAUAAAUCUGAUAA
Mobula hypostoma (lesser devil ray) is the source of this 5359-nucleotide messenger RNA. RefSeq names its product whirlin-like. The record is from RefSeq and is a predicted model, not a curated record. Gene Ontology annotation, cellular component: cilium; stereocilium tip; photoreceptor inner segment. Gene Ontology annotation, biological process: auditory receptor cell stereocilium organization; sensory perception of sound. Bases 19 to 2784 code for a protein of 921 amino acids. Lineage: Eukaryota; Metazoa; Chordata; Chondrichthyes; Myliobatiformes; Myliobatidae. The transcript has 13 exons. Gene Ontology annotation, molecular function: protein binding.